GCGGGUCCUGCUCCUGACCGGGUAAGGGCGGCUCCCGCCCUGUCCUCGGGGGGCGCGAACCCGUGCAGCGCGAACACUGCGCGGUGAGUGUCCCGGUGGCACGACGGGUGCUAAGCGAGGGGCCCUGUGAGCCCCCGGCCCGGAAGAUUGAGGCAGCUCCCAGCACCCCGGGGCAGGUGUGUCUCCCGCCCCAGCGGCAGGCUGCGGAGAUUAGCUAGCGCUAGCCGCCGGAGGCGGGCACAAGGGUGCUCUGUUCACAGCGCCUCGGAGGUGGGGCCGGCAGAGAGGGGAAAGGACGCUCCUUCCCCAGGAACAUCGCGGAGACCGAGUGCAGGACUCUGAGAUACCAUGUGUGACUAAAAUGUUUUCGAGGUAGUUUUACUUAAUGAGGUAAUGGGAGAGAAGGAGCCAUGUCGGAAGAAGCUGUUAGUGAGACACACUUUUCUUUGAGGACAGCAGCUUUACGGUUAUUUGAUUUUCCACUUUCCUGGUAUUAUUCUGUCAUCCAGGUAAAACUUUCCCCUGGGUUGAAGAAGCUGUUUGUAGUAACAGCAGUGAGUGCAGUAUCUGUAAUUUUUCUAGCACAUCAUUUUAAAAGAAAACGUGGAAAGAAAAACACAAAAGUGUCACCAUGGGAGCCAGGCCAUCUUGUAUUAGAAUGUACUAAAACAGCUGCAUCAGAAAAAGGUUCCAGUUGUUCCAGUAGCAGACAAAACUUGACUCUUUCUUUGAAUUCAGCCAAAGAAAAAGGAUCUCAGUCUUGUGUUUAUGCAAAUGGAGGACUUUUCAGUAAAUAUUCUGGUUCAGUACAAAGUUUGGCUUCGGUCCAAAGUGUCACCUCUUCCCAUAGUUGUGCUUGUGCCAAUUCCAGUUCCUGGGACAAAGCAGAUGAAGAUAUUAAGCUUGUCAAUAUUCCAGUGACCACACCUGAAAAUUUAUAUUUGAUGGGUAUGGAGCUUUUUGAAGAGGCACUACGUCGAUGGGAGCAGGCACUGACUUUCCGUAGCAGACAGGCUGAAGAUGAAGCAAAUUGUAGUUCCAUCAAACUAGGAGCAGGAGAUGCCAUUGCAGAAGAGAGUGUAGAAGAUAUCAUUAGUGCUGAAUUCAUUCAUAAGCUUGAAUCCCUGCUUCAAAGAGCUUAUCGUCUUCAGGAGGAAUUUGAGGCAACCCUUGGGGCAUCUGAUCCUUCUUCCCUAGCAAAUGAUAUUGAUAAAGAUACCGAUAUAACUGUGAGGGAUAACACAGAAGAUUUCUGUCUGCGAGAUACACUGAGCAUUGCAUCAACAGACUCCUUUGUUUCAGCAGCUGAGCUUACUGAACACAGAGAGAUCCGAAAUACCUAUGGUCUAGAGUCUCUUUGCCAUUGUCCAUUAUAUGAAGAAGCUAUGCACUUAGCAGAAGAGGGCAAAAUUCAUUCCAGAAUAUUAAGGACUGAAAUGUUGGAGUGUCUAGGAGAUAGUGACUUUCUUGCUAAACUUCACUGUAUUCGGCAGGCUUUUCAGGUAAUUCUUUCAGAAACAGCUAACAGACUAUUUCUUGCUGAGAGUGGAAGAAAAAUUUUGUCGGCUUUAAUUGUGAGAGCUCGAAAGAAUCCAAAGAAAUUUGAAGAAGUCUUUGAUGAAAUGAUACAUUUUUUAGAAAAAACAGACCACUGGGAUAAUACUGAAAUGGAACUUGCUGCCAGGGGGGUGAAAAAUCUAAAUUUUUACGACAUUGUUCUGGAUUUUAUAUUAAUGGAUUCCUUUGAAGAUUUAGAGAAUCCACCCACAUCUAUACAGAAUGUAGUAAACAACCGUUGGCUAAAUUCCUCCUUUAAAGAAACUGCUGUGGCUUCAAGCUGCUGGUCAGUACUGAAGCAAAAAAGGCAGCAAAUGAAGGUACCUGAUGGUUUUUUUGCACACUUCUAUUCCAUUUGUGAGCAUGUGAGUCCUGUUUUGGCAUGGGGCUUUUUGGGACCUAGAAACUCUCUUUAUGAUCUAUGCUGCUUCUUUAAGGAUCAAGUUCUUUACUUCCUCAAAGACAUUUUUGACUUUGAAAAGGUGCGAUAUUCAACUAUGGAGAGUUUAGCUGAAGAUCUUAUGCAAUUGCUAAUGCGUCGCACUGAACUUUUAAUGGCCUACCUUGGAGCUGAUUCACUAAGGCAUGUCAGUGGUUGCAUAAGUGGUCGUGGACACAUCACGGCCAAUGGGCUUUUGGAAGAGAAAGUACAAUAAGCUUAAAAAAAUCUAAAUUGAGUGUACCUUGCCUUUUCCCCCUCCUCCAGUGCUGUCAUUACUGUUUUUGAGCAAACAUCUGAAAAUAUAACUGUGUUGCUAAAUAUGGAAUGGACUCAGGGAGAUUAAAAAAAAAAUUAGGAAAAGAACUGGUGAGCAUAUUACAGUAUAUAUACCUAAAUUAAAAAUCACAGCUCAGCUGUCUCUGUAUUUAUAUAUAAUGUACCCCAAAGUUUUUUCUGCAAUAUUUGGGUAAAAUGUAUUUAUGAAAUACUGUACACUUGCCACAGAUAUUAUGUAGUAUGUGGUAUAUGGAGUUAUUAGAUGAAUUUGUCUUUAAGCCUUAUUAUAUGAAAUGUUCAGUACAAACUCUGCAAUGUGCUUUAUGUCUAGAAAGUGUUUCAGCCAAGGUAUACACAUCUUUCAACUUAUGUGAUACACCUGCCAAAAAAAAUCCAAAAUAAACAAACAAACAAAACUUGACAAAAUAUUUAACUACACCCUAUACUUGUGUUUGUGUAGGUAAGCAGUCAUUUUGUAUUGAAACAUAAUGGAGUAAUGUAGUAAAUGCAGUCACAAUUUGGGCAGGUGAAACUAACAUGAAAAACUCAAUGCUAAUUGGUGUUGGCUUAAAAUAUGUAAAUACAUCAUCACUGAGGUUGAUGUUUGAAAUCACGAGUGAGAUCACUGUUUGGUAUAUUCUAAAAGUAAUGACAGUUUUUUCGGGUUAAUUAAUUGGUUUAAAACUCAUCUUUCUAAGUUUUUAAAACUAUGCUGUGAUUAUGAAUAAACUAGUAUCAUUCUUGGUUCAAAUGUAGCAUUUUAACUAUAUUUUAAAGUAAGGAUGUAUAAUAAAACCUAAAGACAUGUUGUUUCUCAAUUAAA
Molecule: messenger RNA, 3098 nt
Organism: Caretta caretta (loggerhead turtle)
Lineage: Eukaryota; Metazoa; Chordata; Testudines; Cheloniidae
Source: RefSeq, a predicted model, not a curated record